AUGGCAGCAGCCGAGGAACCCGGAGCGGCACCAGCAACAGGGAGCAGCAGCAAGGCCGGCGAAGGGGAGCCGGCGGCGUCUUUCCAGAGCCGCCUGUGGAGGAGCCUGCAGCUGGGGAGCAAGGGCAAGGGCAGCGGCAAAGCCGGAGCCGAACGCCGCAGUGCGGACACCUCGCCGUCGCUUCCUCGGAGUCGCGCCAUCGAGCAGCCGGCCAAGGCGGACUUGUUAGCAGGGGGCGACGGCGUCGUCGGCGUCGCCAGAUGGGGCGGCUUGAGGCGUCGAAAACACGUGCUGGACCGCGUCUUCUCGUCCUCUCAACCCAACUUGUGCUGCUCCUCGGCAGAGCCCCUGGAGGCCGUGAGCGCCGAGGCCGGCUCUUCUCUGCGCCGCCUCCGCGAGCAUCUCCUUCACCACCCUCAGGGGAAAGGGGGGCAGCCGCAGCAGCAGCACGGCCGGGGGCCCGACCACCCGCCCGCCUCUCCUUCCUCGGCCUCUUCGGCGGCUGCCCCCGAAAAGGACCGGGUAGUAGGCGGGGAUGGAGCCCUCAAAGCCGAGGCGCGGGAGGAGCCUCCGCAGCCGCCCCGACUUGGGGCUCACCUGUCCCAUCAGAAGAGCUCUUCUCUGCCCGGCAACACCGCCUGCCUGGAGCAGUUGCUUCAAGACUCGCCCGCCAAGGGCAAAGCCAAAGGGCCGGAGGGCAGCGCCAGCCCGGCAGGGAGCCCUCGUUCUUCGAAGCUAUUACAGGCAGGUGCUUUACGCAACAUGAUGGAAAUCCAUGUUGCAGGUUAUGAGACACCAUUGAAGAACCUUGCAAGGUUUGUUUGGUUGCCCUUGCUGGUGAAAGGGCCCGGCUGGAAAAGAUUGGGCAACCUGCACCAGUCUAAUUCAGAAUUCCUAGACUAUGAUUGUGUCUGCAUUCAUAAAACAAGCACUGAAGAAAGAAAAUAG
Molecule: messenger RNA, 948 nt
Organism: Ahaetulla prasina
Lineage: Eukaryota; Metazoa; Chordata; Lepidosauria; Squamata; Colubridae
Product: multiple C2 and transmembrane domain-containing protein 1-like
Exons: 2
Coding region: 1-948 (315 amino acids)
Source: RefSeq, a predicted model, not a curated record